AUGUCGCCCGUCUCCGUCGACGGCAGUGACUGGUCAGGGAUCAACCAAUAUCAGAAGUCCGAACCGCCUUUCUCCCCGACCUUUUCGAAUCGCAGUAAUCUUGCGACCCCUCCGACUUCCGGUGUCCCCAGCGCUGCCAACGGCGCAGCCAUUGCAAAUGGUGGCCCUUCUCCGAGCCAGGUGAGCGACGCGGGCAACCCGUCGCCGCCCAGCUCGGUCGCCGCGCGAUCUAGCGAUGGCACGCUGGCCGAUCAACGCAGUCGACGACACAAGCAGAUGGAGGAGAUCCUCGGCCAGCACUAUGUCGCCCUGAGACGCUUUCUCCAUCACCCCUAUCGGGACGACCGGAACGGCAAAUCCAACAAGGCACGCGACAAACUUCUCCGUCUGUCCCCUACACAGUUUCAUGAACUCAGUACCGAUGUCUACGACGAACUGCUCCGCCGCCAGCAGGCCAUGCCGUCACCCUCUCGCCCGCCGCGUCCUGACGUCCCGCCCUUCCUACCCCCUCGCGACGAUUUCCACGAAAAACGCAACCAGGCGCGUCAGAAGCUGGCCUCGCUUCAACACCAGCGCUUCCGCGACCUCGCCACCGAUGUCUACUGUGAAUUGGAGCGUCGGUUCCCCCAGUUCCCCGCGCGCGAGUCGCGCCGCGCCAGUCCCGCCCCUAGUUUCCGUGGCCGUCCCUCCAACGGCUAUCCGCCCAGCGGAUACCCGCCGCCGCCGGGCUCGCGGCGAUCACAGUCUCGUGGCGCGCCGCGCGGACGUGGUUAUCCUUCCGGAGGGCCGCCUGGCAGUCCAAUGGGCGCGUUCCCGCCCCGGAAAGGGUCGUUGGUGGGUGGUGCGCCGCCGUCGAUGAACGGCGUGCAGAGUAACACGAUCGUGCCGAAUAAGAGUACGAUGGUGGAGGACGAUGAUGACAUGGCUGGCACAGAGGAUGACUAUGAUGCGCGGAGCGAUGCCUUUGCCUUGGAUGCUGUCUUGAGUCGACGAGGGACGACAACGACGUUGGGUGAGGGUGAACGGAAGUUGUUGGCCGACACCCAGUCCCAGGUUACUACACUUCAGGAGAAGGUGAAGAAGCUAGAGGAGAUGCUCAAGUCAAAGGACGAGGAGCUUACCAAAUACCAUGAGAACCGGGAUAAGAUGGAAAAGUUGGAGGAGUUGAUUCGGUCGAAGGAUGAGGAGAUUGUGAAGUACCAGGAAGAACAGGAUAAGUCUCAGAUAAGUACGUCGGAGCGACAGGAAUGGGAGGGGUUGAAACUCGAGCUGGAAAGCAAGAUCUCCAAAGCAGAGGAUCUGAACAGUUCGCUGCAGAUGGAGCUUGACAAGGUCCGGAUGGAGCAGGAAGCCAUGGAGGCUGAUCUGCGAAACCAGAUCGAUGAGGCGUCGCGGCAAGCGUCCACGGACACUGAGUUGCAGGCCCGAUUUGCCGAUCUGGAGAUCCAGCAUCGAGGAUUGCAGGAUGAGCUGCGGGAACAGCAACAGGUCACGGAAGAAGUUCGGCGAGAGGCCGCUGGCUUUUUGAUGGAGAUGAGGGCACUGUCUGAGCAGAGCCACGCGAGAUGGGAACAGGAAGAGCAACUCUCGAGUGAAGUGCAUCGCUUGGAGGAGGAGAUUCAGCAGUGGAAGAGCCGGUAUGCUAAGGCGAAGACGCAAUUACGACACCUACGCGCAUCCUCCACUGGUAUCUCGGACAUCCGUCCGGAUGUCAGCACCAUCGCCAAGAACAAUGAGCUUCUGGAUGAGCACGGUCUGAUCAGGGAUGUGCAUGUGACGAAAUUUCAGAUCUCAAUCGACGAACUGCUUCGAAUCGCCCGCUUUGAUGACCACCAACAGGUCAUGCAGCAGGUUAAGGCCGUCAUUAUUGCCGUUCGCUACAUCGUGCAUGAUGUUGGCCAGUCUGAAGGCCUCGACGACGGGCUAUCUGCACUGCAUGCGAAAGCAACCCGCCGAGUAUCUGCCACUGCGAACAACUUGAUCACUGCGUCCAAAAAUUUUGCAGGAUCCAGUGGCCUCUCCCCCGUCUCUCUCCUGGAUGCAGCUGCGUCGCACUUGUCGACGGCGGUUAUUGAGCUCAUUCGUCUGGUGAAGAUUUGUCCUUCGCCGGCUGAUGAUCUCGAGGAGGAGUACGAAGAGCACCUGGCCCAGAUGAAGUCGCCGGACUACUUCAGCGUAGCUCCAAGCCAUAGCCGGCUGAGCCACAACGAGUCGGUCUACAGUGCCAUCAGCCCUCCGCACUCUCGUAACCCGUCGACUUCUUAUCACGGAUUGGAGUCUGGGCCUAAUGGAAGUGCUGUGAAUGGGACGGCCGGCUACGUGGCUCAAUCUGAAGACCACGAACUGCAGGAGAUCAAGCUCUAUCUUGAGGAUCAGACCGAUGGACUUCUUCAAUCCAUCCAGGCCCUUGUGGCCAGCAUCCGUGGGGAAGAGGGACUGACUGCGAUCCGAGCUCAUGUGUCUGCUAUUGCAUCUGUAGUCUCACAUGUGUCAUCCUCCGCAGACCACUUUAUCCACCGGCCAGAGACGAGUCCGGCACUCCGGGAACGUGCCGCGCCUCUCCUCCACGCCUUGGAUGGGCAGAAAGCUCGACUGACGAAUACGGCAGCCGAGGGUGAAACAGCAUCAGAUGCAGACCAUCUACGGAGUGUCACCAACAAGCUUCCGCCCAUUGCGUUUGAGAUCGCGCGAGAAACCAAGGAGCUUGUCCAACGAUUUGAUACGGUGAACUAUGAUUCGGAGGAUGACUUUCGAUAG
Molecule: messenger RNA, 2757 nt
Organism: Aspergillus terreus NIH2624
Lineage: Eukaryota; Fungi; Ascomycota; Eurotiomycetes; Eurotiales; Aspergillaceae
Product: putative cell polarity protein
Exons: 3
Coding region: 1-2757 (918 amino acids)
Cellular component (GO): cell cortex of growing cell tip; actomyosin contractile ring
Molecular function (GO): MAP kinase scaffold activity
Source: RefSeq, a predicted model, not a curated record